Messenger RNA from Polyodon spathula (Mississippi paddlefish), 2254 nucleotides. It is a transcript of the gene wbp11, whose product is annotated as WW domain-binding protein 11. The transcript has 13 exons. Gene Ontology annotation, biological process: mRNA cis splicing, via spliceosome. Lineage: Eukaryota; Metazoa; Chordata; Actinopteri; Acipenseriformes; Polyodontidae. Gene Ontology annotation, cellular component: spliceosomal complex. The record is from RefSeq and is a predicted model, not a curated record. The coding region runs from base 180 to 2231 and encodes 683 amino acids.
GUUAAAUAAAAAUUAUAAUAAUUAUUCAAUAAUAAUAAAAAACUACAAAACUGUUUAAUUAUCUUUAAAAAGGAAAGAGGAAAGAGAUACUGGUUCUUGAGGGAAGCGGAGGAGGCGAGUCUUUAUUGUUAUUAUUGAGCGAGAGAAAGCAAAGGUGAGACGGGAACAACAGCGCCACCAUGGGGAGAAGAUCGACAUCAUCUACCAAGAGCGGGAAAUUCAUGAACCCGACCGACCAGGCCAGAAAGGAGGCCCGCAAGAGAGAGCUGAAAAAGACCCUGUUGAUGGUUCGAGCCGCUGUGCUGAAGAUGAAGGAUCCCAAACAGAUCAUUAAAGACAUGGAGAAACUGGACGAGAUGGAGUUUAACCCAGUCCAGGUCCAGCAGUCGCAGCAGCAGCUCAAUGAGAAGGUGUUGAAGGAGAAGCGAAAGAAGCUGCGGGAGACGUUUGAGAGGAUCGUGUGUCUCUACGAGAAGGAGAACCCCGAGACCUACCAGGAGCUGAGAGGCAUCGAGAGAGAGUACGAGGGGAGGAGAGGACAGCUGAGCAGAUACUUUGACUCUGUGAAGAAUGCAGAGCUGGUUGAAGUGGGCAGCAUCCCUCUCCCUGACCUGCCCCACGCUCCCUCUAGCAUCCUGAUUCAGGACAUCCCACUGCCUGGGGCCCAGCCCACCUCCAUCCUGAAAAAGGGUUCAGCGUACAGGUCUGUUUCCUCGGCCCCCAAUGGACUGGUUUGGGAGGGGGGACCCGCCUCUUCCUGGGAAGCCCCCAGGGGGACCCCUGGGGCCCCGGGGAGUCAUCGAGUAAAGUCUCCCCUCCUCUCUCCACAGCCCCUGGCUCGGAGCUCCUCCGCUCAGACCAUGCCUCCGACAGCGAUGAUGGGAUGGACCUGCAGAGAGUGGACCGGGACAGAGACAGCGCGGGGGACAGCGAGACAGACUCGUCCUCCGCCUCCUCCGGUUCCUCCUCGGAGGGAGAGGAGGAGGGGGGCGGGGGGGAGGAGGAGAGGAGAGAGGGAGAGGGAGAGGGAGAGAGGGAUGAUGGGAGGAGAGGUGGACAGCAUGUUGGGGACCGGCAGCAGCAACACGGAGAGGAAUACUGCUCGGGUGGUGCGGUUUGCAGACUCCCAGGAGAAACCCAAACAGAGUCCGAGAACCAAGAGCAAGAAAAACAAAAAGACCAAAGACAUCACGCCACUGCAAGCAAUGAUGCUGAGAAUGGCAGGGCAAUCCAUCCCAGACGAAGAGGAAGGGGAGGAGCCAGAGUACACCGACGAAUCAGAGUCCUCGGAUUCCGACGAGAGGCCUGCCCCCGACCAGCAGAAGCUCCUCCUCCCCCAGGCCCCUCCCACCAUGCCCCAGCCCCGCCCACCUCCCCUUGCUCCGCCUGUCGGCUCCUCCCAGCAGCUCCCCGCCCCUCUCUCCCACCUGCAGGCUCCUCCCAUGCCUGGCCCGCCCCCUCUGGGGCUGGCCCCGCCGAUGAGACCCCCGGGCCCGCCCUCGGGGCCGCCCCCGGGCCCACCCCCUGGCGCCCCUCCUUUUUUGAGACCCCCCGGAAUGCCUGGCAUGAGGGGCCCGUUGCCGCGGUUACUGCCCCCUGGACCGCGGGGCAGACCCCCCGGGGGGCCGGGAGGGGGCCUGCCUCGGGGCCCCCCCCCCCCUCGGGACCUCCUGGAGGGGGACUCUCCCCCCACAGGCAUGCCUCCGCCCCGCCCCUCGAUGAUGCGUCCCAUGGCCCCGCCCCUCGGCCCCGCCCCUCCGGGCAUGUUCCCGCCCCCUGUGAACCCCUCCAACCUCCCUCUCAACCCCGGGAUCCUGAGCGCCCCCCCGAGCCUCAUUCAGCGCCCUAAACCGGACGAGGACGGGCGCGGGGGCGGGGCUACCAUCGAGAAACGCGCCACGGCCGCCGCGGGCGCCACCACCAUCAGCGCCAAGCCCCAGAUCACCAACCCCAAGGCAGAGGCGACCCGCUUCGUCCCGACCGCCCUCCGAGUGAGGAGGGAGAGACAGGCGGGGCAGGGAGCCAAGAGAGGGGACGAGAAGGAGAGGCGGGCUGGGGCAGCGGGGGGGCAGCUUCAUCAGCGGGGCGCCCCCUCCCCUGCGCUGCAGCAGCACGGGGUGAAGGGUCACGCGGGGGUCUCGGCCAGUACAGCGGUCACUUCGAUGAUGGCAAUGCAGACGAAGGAUGACGUGUAUGAUAAUUUCAUGAAGGAGAUGCAGAGCUUACUGUAGGGGGGGGGGGGAGGGCUGGGGAG